Messenger RNA from Cylicocyclus nassatus, 1349 nucleotides. The record is from the annotation of a GenBank genome assembly. NCBI's taxonomy places the organism in Eukaryota, Metazoa, Nematoda, Chromadorea, Rhabditida, Strongylidae.
AUUGAAUCUGUACAUAGAAAUUUUGCUCAACAAUGGAAUGCAAUGAAAAAAAUAGGUCUGAACCUCGAUUGCAUACGCAUCCUCCGACAAGAGUUACGGUGACGAGAGCUACACGAUCCUUUGGAAGAGUUUAUCCUCCAGGUUUUCCUGUGAUGAAGCCUCACCAAAUAUCAGCGAUGAAGUCACCAAUGCGAACUCAUCUGAGUCCAAUGUACAGAUUUUCAAAAACAAAAACGUAUAUGGAACAAUGUUUUGACCUCAUCAAAGUUCUCGGUAAUGGAUCAUUUGGUCAAGUUUUGGACGUGAAAUGUUUGGAGACGGGGAAAAGGUUUGCGAUCAAGAAAGCCCUGCGCACAUUUGAAUCAUCCGGAAAGCGACGUCGUCAAUUACUGGAAGUGAUAACGCAUGAAUCAGUCGCUCCUCAUCCAAAUAUUGUACAGUUCGAAAAAGCAUGGGAAGAGAGAGGACGUCUUUACAUCCAAACUGAACUAUGCGGUCCAAGCCUGAACGAGUAUAGAUGCGAAUUUGGACCACUUUUGGAGGACGAACUAUGGACUGUCCUGGUUGACACACUUAAGGCACUUGAUCAUCUUCAUUCCGAGAACAUUUUACACCUGGAUGUGAAACCAUCAAACAUUUUUAUUUCGUUAGAUAAUUCUAUGUGCAAAUUAGGAGACUUUGGCUUGGCUAUCAAUCUAAACUUGACGUCUGCCGAAGUUGCUGACGAGGGAGACAGAAACUAUAUGGCUCCAGAAGUUCUUAAUGGACCUCCAUCAGCAGCAUCUGAUAUGUUUAGCCUUGGUGUUACGAUGCUUGAGCUUUCAACGACCGUUGACGUGGAGGACGAGCGAACCGUCAUUAGAAAAGGUCCAUUGCCAAAAUCCUGGUUUGAUGGAGUUCCCUGUACACUGCGGGAAAAAAUAGUUCGGCUUCUGAAUUUCAAACCAAGAUGUCGUCCUCAAGCGAAGAGACUUUUGGAUGAGACUAAGAAGAUAGACAUGCAUAGAGCUGUUUUCCGAACUCUGAGAGAGACAAGCACACCCUGCGAUAAAGAGUAUUAUAUGGACAAGGAUUGGGAAUAUGAGUUUGAGGGUAUGCUUGAUUUUUGUCCACAUACACAAAAUUCCAACAUCUUUUUAGAUGUUGUCUAUCCACCAUCGCUCCGAACAAAAAGGAAAAAACGGUUGGUUUUCGAUGAUGAGGACGAAAAGGAAAAAGAAACAGCGGUUGAAGUAAAACUGGAUGCAAAUACGCCAUCACCGACGUCAGCCCAACCGUUCACCCGAGUUCUCGACUUCGACGGUUCUCCCCCUCUCAAGAAAGCCAAAAUCUCACUUUCUGUCAAAUAA